AUGCGCCGGAAGGGACGGUCAAGACUUGCAUGUAGUCUUGAAUUCCGAGCCAACCAUGGCCAUGCGACGAUUUCUCUUUCCGCCGCCAUGGACUGGGCCAUGUCCCGACCCGGUACUCAGUCCAACGGCAUUUUUACUGUCUUCCAGCCUUGCAGCCCAUCGCCGAAAAACUCUGCAAUAUCUGCAACGUAUACUAUCGCGAACGUCAAGUACGGGGGUGGAUUCAGGUCUCACCGACUUUGUUUGGGCUCAUCUCCGGCCACUGCACGAUCUCCGUCGACAUUUGAUAUCCUGUCGAUGACGAUUUUGCCGCCUUCAGCUCUCAUUCACAUAUUCCUUCAAUUCCAUCCACCCUGCCACUUUCCCGACGACAAUUCCUUUGAAAAUGCAGGACGUGGACCUGAUCCCUCCGCCACGAACCCCGCAUACCCUCUUGUAGUCAUCAGUGGCUCCUACUGCCGACACGUUCUCACCCUUCGGGGCAAGAAAGACACCUUUGUCCGCGCACAAUCCUGGUGA
This is a messenger RNA of Mycena indigotica, 519 nucleotides long. RefSeq lists its product as uncharacterized. The coding region runs from base 1 to 519 and encodes 172 amino acids. The record is from RefSeq and is a predicted model, not a curated record. The transcript has 3 exons. NCBI's taxonomy places the organism in Eukaryota, Fungi, Basidiomycota, Agaricomycetes, Agaricales, Mycenaceae.